Plasmopara halstedii is the source of this 186-nucleotide messenger RNA. RefSeq lists its product as uncharacterized. The record is from RefSeq and is a predicted model, not a curated record. NCBI's taxonomy places the organism in Eukaryota, Oomycota, Peronosporomycetes, Peronosporales, Peronosporaceae. The coding region runs from base 1 to 186 and encodes 61 amino acids. The transcript is spliced from 2 exons.
AUGUGCUUUAAUGUUGCUUUGAUCGUGAAUAUUCGAAAGUACCAAAAUAUCAACAUUUAUGAAAUUUUGGGGGGAGAACUUCAAAUACAUAUUCUCAAGCUAGCAGAUAUAUCAAAUAUCUGCGAUGCCCUGGGAUUGAAGUACACGAAACCAUACACUGUGCGUGGCCAUCGAUCUGAGGCUUAA